Molecule: messenger RNA, 3172 nt
Organism: Cynara cardunculus var. scolymus (artichoke)
Lineage: Eukaryota; Viridiplantae; Streptophyta; Magnoliopsida; Asterales; Asteraceae
Exons: 9
Coding region: 195-3062 (955 amino acids)
Cellular component (GO): nuclear pore
Source: RefSeq, a predicted model, not a curated record
UCCUCCGCAUCUCCAUCUAUUUGAACCAAACAUCAAGCUAAAGAAAAGCAUAAAUCAGAUUGAGAAUUCAAAACUACAAGUUCAAACAAGAUUACACAAGAGAAUUUUGAAGCAACAACACCCAGAAUCACAUUUGAUGCAUUGUGAUUUGCAACAACAACCCACGAAGAGCAUUUGAAGGACAUCUUGAAACCAUGGUUCUCGGUUUGAGGUCUAAGCACCGGAAAGAUGGUUCUGUUCAAGUAAAUUAUCUUGUUCAUGUACAAGAGAUCAAGCCUUGGUCACCCUCACAAUCUCCUGAAUCAAGUCUAUCUAUGUCACUCCAAUGGGAAACUGGUGAUCAGUUGUCGGGUUAUCUUUCCCCCAUUGUUGUAGAUUCUAAAAUUGAAUUCAACAAAUCUUUCGUACUUCCAUUGACCUUACGUAGAGAAAAAAGGGAUCGUGAUAAGUUUCAAAAGUACAAUUUGGAGUUCCACUUGUAUGAGCCUCGGAAGGAUAAGCCAAAUAAAGAUCAACUGUUAGGGUCAGCAAUAGUUAAUCUUGGCGAUUUUGGGAUCAUUGACAAUGUGUUGAGUGUUAGCGUCCCAAUCACCAGUAAGAAGAGUUCUAAAUCUGUAGCACAACCAGUUUUAUUUCUUAAUAUACAGUCAAAUGAUAAAGACGAGACUAAUUCAUCAUCUAGGAGUAGCUUAUCAAAGCAAUCGUCAUUGGAGAAGAACGGGCAAGAAUCUGCUUCAGAAGUAACAAACGAAGAGAAUGAUGGUGAACUUGAGAUAGCUUCUUUCACAGAUGAUGAAGAUGAUUAUACAAAUUCAUCAUAUAAAAAUAAUAAGGAUGUUGUGGAGAGCAGGAAGCAAGGUAACGAGCAGCUGCCUGCUCUUCCUUUGGGAGUAGGACCUCCAAAUAACCAUAAUACCUCAUCAAAACUUCCUGAAAGAAGUAACACAUCAGUUCGAAAAGAACCUGCUGCCCCAUUUCUUCAAUCGUCAUUCUCAACCAUGGGUUCUCAUGAUAAGACCGUGGACCCUAAGACCCGCUCCAGGAUCUUGGAACCUGGAAACAGGUGCCAUGGGGUUCAAGAAGAUGUGGUUAACACCAGUGGGAGAACCAAGGAAGGCAAUCCACAGCCUGUUAUAACUAAUUCUGUUAGUAAAGCUGCAAGGGGUGUUGAGUCUUCGCAUGAACAAAGUGCAAACUCUGAAACUGCUAAAGAGGACAUGAAACAAGAGGGAAGUGAGCAGGAUGACAGAACCCCAGAAGAGAAAAGGCAAUUCUCAGAAGACAAUCUUGUUGGUAAGUUUUUAGCUUCAAGAAAGCAAGACAAGUUAAGGAGCAACACUCUUGUGUCUAGUAGAAAACCGGCUGGAGGACAGGGAAAUAUUGUGUCCACUAACAAACUUAAACAUCUGAAGUCUGUCCAGUUACCAAAGGCUGGUGGGUUUUCUGGAAGCGGUCUUCCUACUCCUAGCCCAAAUAGAGCAGAUAAAGAUAAAGCCAUUCGGACUAAUGACUCAGUUGAAACAGGAGUUCCAAAAAGUGAAUCUUCUAAUCGUAAAACCGAAGACAUGUCUAGAAUAGAGAUGCUUGAAGAAGAGCUUAGGGAAACUGCAGCUAUUGAGGCUGGACUUUAUUCCAUUGUAGCUGAGCAUGGGAGUUCCACAAACAAGGUCCAUGCCCCUGCUCGACGUCUCUCUAGAUUCUAUUUGCAUGCUUGCAAAGAGAACUACCAAGAAAGAAGGGUAAAUGCAGCUAGAGCUAUUAUCUCUGGACUGGUUUUGGUUUCGAAAUCGUGUGGAAAUGAUGUUCCAAGGUUAACUUUCUGGUUGUCGAAUUCAGUUAUGUUGAGGGCAAUUGUCUUCCAGACAGUUGGAGAACCGCCGAUUCUUGAUGCUAACUCCACCAAGAAACACAAGAAUGGUUCAAAGAAAGUAUCCGAUGACUGGCAGGACCCACAAACAUUCAUAAUUGCAUUAGAAAAGGUUGAAGGUUGGAUAUUCUCACGAAUCAUUGAGUCUGUGUGGUGGCAGACUCUCACUCCACAUAUGCAAUCAACAGCCACAAAUGCUAGCGGCAAGAUGAUGGGUCUAACUUCAAAGAAAACAUCUGGAAGUAAAAACGGUUUGGGUAAUCACCAAGGGAACUUUUCUAUUGAACUUUGGAAGAAAGCUUUCAAAGAUGCUUCUGAAAGAUUAUGUCCUACCCGGGCCGAAGGCCACGAAUGUGGUUGCUUACCUGUGUUGCCAAGAUUGGUGAUGGAGCAGUUGGUGGGUAGACUAGAUGUUGCGAUGUUUAACGCCAUUCUUCGGGAAUCAGCUGAAGAAAUGCCAACAGAUCCAUUAUCUGAUCCUAUUGCUGACCUGAGGGUACUUCCUAUUCCUGCUGGAAGAUCAAGCUUUGGAGCCGGUGCUCAACUGAAGAACACUAUUGGAACAUGGUCUAGAUGGCUUACGGAUCUAUUUGGCAUUGAGGAUAACGACUCUCAUGAAGAUACUGAUGAUCUUGUUGAUGACAAGAAAGCAGAAAAAGCAGAAUUUGAUACAUCUUUUAAGGCUUUUCGAUUACUCCAUGCAUUAAGUGAUCUCAUGAUGCUUCCUUUUGAAAUGCUUGCAGAUAAGUCCACAAGGAAGGAGGUUUGCCCAACAUUUUCAACUCCAUUGAUCAGAAGGGUUGUUUGCAGUUUCGUGCCAGAUGAGUUUUCUCCAAACCCAAUUCCCAAUGAGCUUAUUGAGGCCCUCGACACAGAGAUGCAGGAUAAUGAAAUAGAGGCUUCUGAAGGGUCUCUUAUAAACUUCCCAUGCAUUGCACCUCCAUCAGCUUAUAAACCACCUCCAUCACAUUCACUUUCAACCGUAAUCGGCAUCGUUGGAACCCAGUCGUUAAGGAGAAGCUCGUCAUCGGUGCUCAAGAAAUCGUACACUAGUGAUGAUGAACUUGAUGAGCUCGACUCACCCUUAACCUCAAUCAUCAGAGACACUUCGAAAGGAGAACAAUGGUUCCCCAAGGGUGGAAGGAGUAUUAUGAGGUAUCAACUCCUUCGAGAAGUGUGGAAAGACGGCGAAUAGGCCCCGAGGCCAUUUUUCGGUGUUCUUUUAGUGUAGUUACAGAUACUGUUUUGAUCUUAUUUUGGUUCUACAGCAACGGGAGAUAUCUGUAUGAGAAUCAGUUUUCUUAC